AUGAUGGGUGACAGGUUCAUACCCAACAGGGAUGAGAGUGAUACUCAUGCAUCAUAUCGACUCACCAAUGAUAAUCACAAGAAGAACUCAAACCUCAAUGUGAAUAUAGAAGAAACAAAGACCGAUGAGACAUUCUCACAAUUAUUGAAAAACGAACUGAAUGGAUCAGCAUAUAAAACACCCCCUUCGACACCUACAAAAAAGAGAACAUUGAAUUUCACAGUUCCUUCUCCAUCUCCUUCGUCAAAAGGCAGAACUUAUAACAACGGAUUGACGAGUGGAGAAGGAUUAGAUGAUAUGAGUCAUCCUGCUUAUAGUCUAAGUCCAGUUGGGAAAGAGAAUCAAAAGAUAUUACUUAGUCCAAGGAAAUCAAUUAGAACAGUGACGAAUACCCCUUUCAAAGUACUCGACGCUCCUGAACUAGUCGACGACUUCUACCUCAAUCUCGUUUCGUGGUCUGCUUCAAACGUCCUCGGUGUCGGUCUCAAUUCAAGCGUAUACCUCUGGAGUGCACAAACGAGUAAAGUGACCAAACUAUGUGAUCUGACAAGAGUCUCACCAGAUGGUCAGGAAACGAGUGAUACCAUUACAGGGCUGGAGUGGACGAACAAGGGAAGUACACUGGCUAUCGGUACAAAUAGCGGUUUAGUUGAGAUAUGGGAUGCAGAAUAUUGCAAACGAAUACGGACAAUGACAGGUCAUACAGGAAGAGUAGGAGCAUUAGCAUGGAAUUCACAUAUCCUUUCUUCCGGAUCAAGAGAUCGAACAAUCUUGCAUCGAGAUACAAGAAUACCUGAUCAAUAUAUAAGAAGAUUAGCAGGUCAUCAUAAACAAGAAGUAUGUGGAUUAAGAUGGAAUUCAGAUACAGAUCAAUUAGCUUCAGGAGGAAAUGAUAACAAGUUAUUUGUAUGGGGUGGAACGGAUGAUAAACCUACUUUUAAGUUUGAUCAACAUAGAGCCGCUGUCAAAGCCAUCGCAUGGAACCCACAUCAAAGAGGUCUAUUAGCAAGUGGAGGUGGAACGGCAGAUAAGAAAAUUAGAUUCUGGAAUACCUUGACAGGUAAUCUGAUAAGUGAAUCUGAAACUGGAUCUCAAGUCUGCAAUCUCAUGUGGUCUAGAAAUUCCAAUGAAUUGGUAUCAACACAUGGAUAUUCAGGUGGACCAAUAUCAAAUCAAAUACAUAUAUGGAAAUACCCAUCCAUGACUCGUAUAGCGACUCUGACAGGACACACUUGUAGAGUGUUGUAUUUGGCUUUAAGUCCAGAUGGUCAAACUAUAGUCACAGGAGCAGGAGAUGAAACUUUAAGGUUUUGGAACGCAUUCCAAAAAGCUAAAGGAGAAGUCGGAAAAAGCUCUGGUCUAGGAGAUGGAAUGGGAUCCGUGGCUAAGAUCAGGUAG
Messenger RNA from Kwoniella shivajii, 1398 nucleotides. RefSeq lists its product as uncharacterized. Bases 1 to 1398 code for a protein of 465 amino acids. Gene Ontology annotation, molecular function: protein binding; ubiquitin ligase activator activity; anaphase-promoting complex binding. The record is from RefSeq and is a predicted model, not a curated record. Gene Ontology annotation, cellular component: anaphase-promoting complex. Gene Ontology annotation, biological process: positive regulation of ubiquitin protein ligase activity; positive regulation of anaphase-promoting complex-dependent catabolic process; anaphase-promoting complex-dependent catabolic process. NCBI's taxonomy places the organism in Eukaryota, Fungi, Basidiomycota, Tremellomycetes, Tremellales, Cryptococcaceae. The transcript is spliced from 4 exons.